This is a messenger RNA of Corticium candelabrum, 1173 nucleotides long. Its product is annotated as ADP-ribose pyrophosphatase, mitochondrial-like. Bases 59 to 931 code for a protein of 290 amino acids. Gene Ontology annotation, molecular function: ADP-ribose diphosphatase activity. The transcript has 6 exons. NCBI's taxonomy places the organism in Eukaryota, Metazoa, Porifera, Homoscleromorpha, Homosclerophorida, Plakinidae. The record is from RefSeq and is a predicted model, not a curated record.
UUGGUUAGGGCGUGGCAAAAGUUACGUUUUUUUGUCUCGCUUUCUUGCUUCGUACUCUAUGCGCAGAGCGUUCAUGGCUGCUGUUCCGAUUGUCAGUCACUUCAAAUGCAGGGCUCCCAACAAGUAUCCAGGUGCACCCAAAACAGUAGCACGCUUUCCGGUACCGAAUGACAAAAUUUCGUGGGAUGUCGAUUAUUCCGAAUACAAGCCGCCAAGCUACACGUCGCAGCAUGUUAUUGGUGCACCAUGGGCAGAUCGUGACGUUGAGAGUAGUGAUCUUUGCUUUAAGUUCAAUCAAGUUGAUGGAAAGGUUGAUAGACGGAGUUUCAUGGGCUCAUACCGAGUUGUAGAUGGCAUUGCAAGGAACCCAAUAGGAAGAACUGGAAUUUGUGGACGAGGACUGUUAGGCAGGUGGGGACCUAAUCAUGCUGCUGAUCCUAUCGUUACAAGGUGGAAAAGAACUGCUAGUGGAGAAAAGAUACUCAAAGAAGGAAAACCUGUUUUGCAGUUUGUUGCUAUUCAAAGGAAGGAUAAUGGCGAAUGGGCUAUUCCUGGGGGUAUGGUUGAUCCAGGUGAAGACGUUUCAGCAACACUAAAAAGGGAGUUUGGUGAAGAAGCUCUCAGCUGUCUUGAGUUGAGUGCUGAAGAUCAAGAGAAGAUUAAGAAAUUUGUCUACAAUCUUUUUGAACACGGGGAAAAGAUGUAUGAGGGUUAUGUCGAUGACCCUAGAAAUACAGACAACUCGUGGAUGGAAACCGUUGCUAAAAACUUCCAUGAUGAAACUGGUGACGCAUUUAACCGGGUGAAUUUAAGGGCAGGUGAUGAUGCAGCAAGUGUGUCUUGGAUUGAUGUUGGUCAUGAGAUGAAGCUUUAUGCAAGUCAUUGUGACUUUCUUAGUCGAGUAGCAACGUUACGGAAAGCAUACUACUAGUCGUGCUGUGAUUCUCGGGCAAGUGUCAUUGACAUUAGACAUGCUUGUAUUGUGCCUGUUGGCAUAUUUCUGAAAAUUUUCAUUGUGUGUAUGCUUGUUUUGUGUUGUAUUUUAUCAUUGAAACCUACAGGACACUUAUCUACUUUGUUAUUACAUGGAUUUGGAUUUUAUUUCCUUGUGUUCUUAAUUAACUAUGGCAUAUAGUCAUUAUGAUACGGUAUUGGGGUGAAUAUUACAGUGAC